AGGAUACAAAGCUAAUCUUGAUCGACAUAAAUUCCAUCUUAGAAAGCGGAAAGCUCCCAAUUCACGAAGAGCCAAUACUGCAACGCGCGCACUAUGAAUUUCACUACGCUUUUAAGCAGCCUAGGAGCUAUUCUUUUUCUUAGGCUGUUAUAUCGCAGAUUCUGCGGCCCCCUUGCACAUCUUCCUGGGCCGGAAAUCUCCAGGUGGACGGGAUUGCCCUGUAUAAUUUACUGGUUCCUUGGGCAGAAACCAAAUUAUGUCCACUACCUUCAUGGAAAAUACGGCCCAAUUGUCAGGGUCAGCCCUGAAGAGGUUGAUAUAUGCAAUAUCGACGCCACGAAGGAAAUACACAAGACCGGAGGGCGCUUUCUUAAGUCAGCAUUCUACCAGACCUUGACUCCUCCGGGAACCGAGAACGUGUUUUCCACGACAAAUCCUGCGUUUCAUGCCGCACAUCGACGUCUCCUAGCUAGCCCUAUCUCGGAUUCUUCUCUGGCUGCUUUCGAGCCUGUUAUUGCCGGCAAAGUUCGCUUGGCCGUGAGCAGGAUGGCCGAGGAAAUGAGAUCACACGGCUCUAUGGACAUAUUUAAGUGGUGGUUGUUUAUGGCCACCGAUGUCAUUGGAGAAUUGAGCUUUGGCGAGUCAUUUCGCAUGCUGGAGUCUGGAAAGAAGAAUCAAUAUAUUCUUGAUCUUGAGCGGACGUCCUCCCUCGCGCCGGUGCGAACGACGUUUCCAUCUCUUGUGCGGCUAGGGUCGAUUGUUCCUCUUCCUCUUUUUCAAAGUGUGGCCGAUGCUGGAAAACGGAUACGAGGUUAUGCUCAACAAUCGGUUGACAGAUACAAUCUUCUCAAGGAGGAAUCGGGAUCCGGCGCAAAGCCCACUUUAUUUACCAAGUUGUACAAUGCUGGCAGAGAAGGCUUAUCCAACACCGAAAUAAGAGAUGAAGCUCAGGCAUAUAUCGUUGCUGGAAGCGAUACAACUGCAGUCAGCCUAACAUAUCUCGUCUACGCUGUGUGUCGGGAUGAGAGUAUACGUAGGAGGCUUGCGGACGAGGUGAAUUCUUUACCAGAAGCGUUCACUGAUAGAAUGAUUAGAAACCUGCCCUACCUCAACCGGGUGAUCAAUGAGGCUUUACGACUACAUACGGCUGUUCCGUCUGGUCUGCCAAGGUCUGUUCCAUCCGAGGGUGCGGACUUCUUGGGAUUCCGACUUCCUGGCUGCGUGACUGUUACGACACAAGCUUACAGUCUCCAUCGUAUGGAAAGUAUAUUUCCUGAGCCAGAGAGAUUCAAUCCGGACCGCUGGGAAACGAUCACCAAAGCAAUGAGCGAGGCUUUUAUGCCAUUUGGUAAAGGAUCACGCGUUUGCCUCGGCAUGCAUCUAGCCCGUAUGGAACUGCGUCUGGCAACAGCCCUUUUCUUCCGAGCUUUCCCAAGAGCAAAAGUUUCGACAAAGGAGGGAAUGAACGACGAAGACAUGAGAAUGAAGAGUUACUUUUUAAUGACACCCAGUGGGCACCGCUGUCUCAUAGAGGUAUAGUUGCGUUAACGCUAUUGUUUUCGUGCUGUCAUAUACCGGUUUUCAAGGGCUGCAUGUCGUCCUGUAUAGCUUCCGGUAUACCAGGUAGAUACCUAGUGUGAAUCAGUCCCGGUAGAACCUCCGCUUAUUAGCCGAUUGUAGCAAUUAAAUGCCCGGCCAUUGGCUAGCAUGGGGCUUGG
Molecule: messenger RNA, 1718 nt
Organism: Aspergillus alliaceus
Lineage: Eukaryota; Fungi; Ascomycota; Eurotiomycetes; Eurotiales; Aspergillaceae
Product: cytochrome P450
Exons: 6
Coding region: 94-1539 (481 amino acids)
Molecular function (GO): monooxygenase activity; iron ion binding; oxidoreductase activity, acting on paired donors, with incorporation or reduction of molecular oxygen
Source: RefSeq, a predicted model, not a curated record